AUGACCAUAGAAGAUGCCAAACCCAAAUUAAUCUACUACAAAACGAUCUUUGAACAAGUCCAAAGAAAACGUCUGAGCUUUGUGAACAGAAUUGUUGUUUUGUUGACCUUUUUCUCGUCACUUUUCAUUGGCAUUUUUGCAGGUUCAUCACUUUGGUUUUGGCCUUUGAAAUGGUUAUUGCUGGGUGUUUCUUUGAUCCUGGUCAGGCAUUGCAAGGAGUCAACUCAAACGUUGGAAAAUCCUGGUUUCAAAACCUUUUUCAGACAAAUUCUGGGCCAGAUAUUUUGUGCAGAUUUUGUCUCCCAUCUUUUGGCAUAUGGAAUAUCAGGUUUCACUUACUGGGUUAUCUUAUUCUCACAGAAGAGUGACGAUCUUACGUAUUAUAUUAUCACUCCCACAAGGACAGUGCUACCUUAUAUCAACGACCAGUUUGUGUACUUUUGGUUCUUUUUUGGCACUUUGGUGCUAUGGCAAUCAAUUCAACAGGCAGUAUUCUUGCGAAACAAACUAAACUUUCAAAUUGGUGUGUACCGCAUUGAGCCACGUUCAGAAUUCAAUUUGAUCAACUUCACCACUGUCUUGAGUGGAUCAUUGACCUCUUCGGUUUUGGUCUCUCUUUCAACACCAAUUCUAUACGUUUUGUCAAGAUCUUCAGUUUACAACGUAUUGUUAUAUCCUUUCUAUUGGGUUCUUGGGCUGAAUCACAACAGGCCACAUUUGAACAUCGGAUUUGGGUUAUUCUGUUCCUUGUUUUACCAUUCUCUCCUGUUGACUUUACAGUGGGAGUUCGUGAACCUGGUGUAUGACAUUUAUGUCAGAAUAGGGUGCAUAGAUAAAGAUAAGGCACUUUCUCUGCAGUCAGCAGACCCAGUCAAUACACUUCUCAGUGGCCUCAAGGAUGUCAAUCAUCCAUUCGUACAGUUUACUGCUUUCCAGGAACUGGCCUACAUUGCAACUUCAUCUAAACCAGAAGAUCGAAAACUGUUUUAUUCUGUCCAUUCUAAGAACUCCUACGUUUGGAACACAAUAUUGGAAGAAUGCACUUCAUAUAUCAACGAAAAUAUCAAACACAUCGAGCGACGCAUGGUCGAAUUUGACGAUAUUACUAAAUUUCUUCAGCCUCGGCCUGCUGAAAUCAGUGGUGGCCUAAGAAGAUCAGAACUAGCAGUUCCCCCAACUAUUUUUGGCAACUCUAAACACCAGGCAUCUUCAGAGGGUACUCCAGAGUAUGAUUCUGCAAAUGAGAUAUUUGCAACCCCUACGUCUCCUGGAAAGUUGUCGUCACAGUUCUACUCACUUGCCCAUGACUACAAUAAUAUCGAUAAUAUUCAUUUGGUUGUCCAACCAAUCCAAAAGGUCUUACUUGGUUAUUACCAGCUGCUAAUCCAAUCAAGCAUCGGGGUGCCCUUCCGCAAAACUCUCAGUAGAGAGGCUGCCAGUCGUGUCAAAAACCCCGUUUUGUUGGGGAACAUCAUUAUAGCAUUUUCCACUUUCCUCCUGCACUCUCAAACGGAAGAUAAGGUUGGAGUAGUCAAAGGGUCUUUGGCCCAGGCGCUAGAGAUAUUGGCAAAGCUGAUAUCUGCCACAGGAAAUUUCACAGAUCAUCCUCCUCUGCCUCCUACAAUGUUAGAAACUGAACAACCAAAAACUCAUAUCAUUGCUAUAAUACACGAUCUAUCCAUGAAACAAUUUUUUGAACUGGCUGUGAAGUUCAAUCACGUCUUGAACGAUUUGAUUUUGUCACCAACAGUCUUCAAACUUGCUAAAUGGUCUAUUGAUACGGCCAUUGAAGAGCAAAAGAAACAGGAAACUCUACAAAAAAAGCAAACAUUGAAAGCCACUGGUGUAUCCAUUCUGCAUUGA
Messenger RNA from Komagataella phaffii GS115, 1863 nucleotides. RefSeq lists its product as uncharacterized. The transcript has a single exon. The record is from RefSeq and is a predicted model, not a curated record. Gene Ontology annotation, cellular component: spindle pole body; nuclear pore transmembrane ring. Gene Ontology annotation, molecular function: spindle pole body-nuclear membrane anchor activity. The coding region runs from base 1 to 1863 and encodes 620 amino acids. NCBI's taxonomy places the organism in Eukaryota, Fungi, Ascomycota, Pichiomycetes, Pichiales, Pichiaceae. Gene Ontology annotation, biological process: nuclear pore organization; spindle pole body localization.